AUGCGUCUCACUAUCCGCGACACCAAGGAGCAGGUCGGCUCCUACAUCGCCGACUACAUCGUCAAGCGUAUCAACGACUUUGUGCCCCGUGAGGGCCACCCCAACUUUGUCCUCGGCCUGCCUACUGGCUCGUCCCCCUUGCCCGUGUACAAGCGUCUCGUCGAGGCUCACAAGGCCGGCAAGGUGUCGUUCAAGGACGUUGUCUCGUUCAACAUGGACGAGUACGUCGGCAUUGCCCGCGACCACCCCGAGUCGUACCACACUUUCAUGUUCAAGAACUUCUUCUCGUUGAUUGACAUCAACCCCAAGAACACGAACAUUCUCGACGGCGAGGCCGAGGACCUGUACGCCGAGUGCCACAACUACGAGGCUAAGAUCAAGGCUGUGGGCGGCAUCGACCUCUUCCUCGGUGGCAUCGGCGCCGACGGCCACAUUGCGUUCAACGAGCCCGGCUCGUCGCUGCAGUCGCGCACUCGCAUCAAGACGUUGGCGUACGAGACCAUCAUUGACAAUGCGCGUUUCUUCAACAACGACCUCGCAUCGGUCCCGCGCAUGGCCCUUACCGUCGGUGUGGCCACUGUCAUGGACGCCAAGGAGGUCGUCCUCAUCGUCACUGGCCAGAACAAGGCCCUGGCGCUCAGCCAGAUGAUCGAGGGCAGCGUCAACCACAUGGUCACGGCGUCGGCCCUGCAGACGCACAAGUGGGCCCUGGUCGUGUGUGACGAGGACGCCACGUCCGAGCUCCGCGUCAAGACGGUCAAGUAUUUCAAGAGCAUUGAGAAGGUCCAGGACGAGGUGGAGGCCAAGUACGGCGCCAUGGGCAAGGACAAGCUCGGCCAGGGCCGUAUCACGGCUGCCUAA
Apiotrichum porosum is the source of this 861-nucleotide messenger RNA. RefSeq names its product Glucosamine-6-phosphate isomerase (Glucosamine-6-phosphate deaminase) (GNPDA) (GlcN6P deaminase) (gene NAG1). The record is from RefSeq and is a predicted model, not a curated record. Bases 1 to 861 code for a protein of 286 amino acids. Gene Ontology annotation, cellular component: cytoplasm. NCBI's taxonomy places the organism in Eukaryota, Fungi, Basidiomycota, Tremellomycetes, Trichosporonales, Trichosporonaceae. Gene Ontology annotation, molecular function: glucosamine-6-phosphate deaminase activity; identical protein binding. The transcript is spliced from 4 exons. Gene Ontology annotation, biological process: N-acetylglucosamine catabolic process; carbohydrate metabolic process; D-glucosamine catabolic process.